AUGAAGUGCGCGUGGGAACAAAACGGACGAGCCGGAACAGACAACAAGCCAAAUUCCAUCCAACUCAUACCUUAUGCACACACACCGGCUACUACCGACGGGCCUUCUUGGAGCUACGGACACCUUGACUUGGUCCUGUGUCUGUCCGGUACUUGUGGCAUGUACCUGACAUCAGCCAGGGUCAGACUUGUCUGUCCAUCCUCCCGUGCGUGCUCCUCCACUCGGACUGUCGGCUUCUUAACCACCUUCUUCCCGACAAAGCCGUACGUCUGCCUGCGAACGUAUGUCCUUGACGACAAAGUCCACAACCCGGCUAUGACACCACCACCGAAAUCUUCACCUGGGAUCAAGAUGAGGGAUGGAGCUGUUCGUCCGCCCUGGCCCUGGUCUCUCCAGCAGCUGGACAAGACGGAAUCACAAGGGCCAGCAGCCAGACUUCAGACUCCAGGAGUCCAGAGUGUCCGAAUCUCGAAAGCUCUCGGCCACCAGCCUCGGCGCCGCGCCAUUGACGCUGCUGACAGUGCCAGCCAGCCCAAUUCCAAGUCUAUUGCCGUUGCACACACUCGAGCCCGUCUCCCGCCUGACGCGGCCCGGCCAUCGAGGUGGCGCCCAAUAGUCACUCGCCAUCGGACAAUUCACUUUGUCUUUCGAUCUCAGCUGUCAUCCGAGCGCCAUAACCUCCCACUGCUCCAAUGUAUCGAGGGAAGCCUGGAGACUAAAUGGUUACCCUCACGCAUGGAGGCCGAACGGCGAAAACAGAUCCGCAUUGUUCAGAUUGUGAUAAGAGCACCGUCGUGUAUCCGUACGGGGUACAGUGUGGUGUUUGCGAAAGUCGAGAUCGACACGAUCACUCACUCAGCAACCAGCGUACGGAGUAGAGGUGCUUGCCGUAUUGCCUUGCCAAGCCUCGGGCUGGAUAACCAAACGGGCAGAUGGCGCUGCCCGAAGAGGGAGACAAAACGCCCUCCAAUCUCAGCCUCGGACGAUCUGAUUCGAUCAGCCCCCAAAUCUGACUCUCCUGGCAAACCACUGAAAACAUCGACCGCAUUCGCCCAUGAUGUUAUCGCAAAUAUCCAGCAAUACCGUUCUUCACUUGGACCUGCGGCCUCCUUUUUCCCUUCUUGGUUUUUUGUUUUGCUUUUCUUCAUCUCACCCACAUUGCGUCUUGAUCGGAUCGGGGAGCCGCCUUCCACCGUCACGGUCCUCCUAACAAGACUCAAGUCUCAGGGAAAGCGUGACAGCAUCAUCCUGGACUCUCAUCGCCAAUCUGAAACUGCAAAAGCUCGAUCUCCCAGAGAUUGCUCUAGGCCCAGCGGGGGCCAGCGCGAUUCUUACUUCUUCUUUCCGUCUGUCUCCAUCACGGAUGGGCUGAGGCAGACUCGCUGGGUAAACCUCUUCCGCCACAUUGACCUUCGGGAUUUGCGGGGAUACAAUCAGGGCAUUCAGCCUGAGUCUGAGCCCAACUUUGCCAGAAAGCACUGGACGACACUGGAACAGACCUGCUCCCUGUACGGACAUACACUAUGUACAUACAUCCAUGAAGCCUGUUCAAAUCCUACAGGAAUCACCUUGUCUGCACGAGUAGGGACGAAGUCUGGACAACGGGUGUUCCGUGUCCAACGUCUCUUGCGCAUUGGCGGACCACCGAUGUGA
Messenger RNA from Colletotrichum lupini, 1653 nucleotides. RefSeq lists its product as uncharacterized. The transcript is spliced from 11 exons. The coding region runs from base 1 to 1653 and encodes 550 amino acids. The record is from RefSeq and is a predicted model, not a curated record. NCBI's taxonomy places the organism in Eukaryota, Fungi, Ascomycota, Sordariomycetes, Glomerellales, Glomerellaceae.